Messenger RNA from Girardinichthys multiradiatus, 9194 nucleotides. It is a transcript of the gene peak1, whose product is annotated as pseudopodium-enriched atypical kinase 1. The record is from RefSeq and is a predicted model, not a curated record. NCBI's taxonomy places the organism in Eukaryota, Metazoa, Chordata, Actinopteri, Cyprinodontiformes, Goodeidae. The transcript has 7 exons. Gene Ontology annotation, biological process: protein phosphorylation. The coding region runs from base 458 to 6151 and encodes 1897 amino acids. Gene Ontology annotation, molecular function: protein kinase activity; ATP binding.
CCACGCAGAGCGGAGCGGCGUCCGAGAACCACAGGCUCUAGCAGUUCAGCUACACACUCCUGAGGUUUUUGUUAGGGUUAGUCCGGUCGUGGAAAAGGCUUGUCAGGACCCGGAUUUAUUAUUGCCGAGAAGUGGGAGCGGUGUCGGCGAGGAGACGUUCGGUGAGGGAAACUGACUGCAGCCAGAAAUUGUGGAACUGCUUGAAGCAGUAAGGAGCUGAAACCCUCGGCGUAAGAAGAUCGGAGGAAACAGGGAGCCAUAGCCUGGUAGACUCCAGCAGUAGGUGCUCUCUGCUCCAUCAUCUGGAAGACCAAGGCUGCCAGCGCUCCUGCUGCCUGAUUUAUUGCACAGUGCAGUUUUCACCAUUGUUCUUCUCCAGUCCCUUCCUGUACGUCGUAGUUUCAUGGAGGGGUUUCCUGUGCACUGACCUAGCAAGCUGCCCUCUGGACCAGCAGCCAUGUCAGCUUGCAGCACCUUCACCGAGCAUGUGUGGAAGCCCGGCGAGUGCAAGAACUGCUUUAAACCAAAGAGUCUGCACUGUUUGACUCAGAGCAGUGGGGGGAAGCCCCCUUCUGAGCAGAGGCCGCCGUCAAGCCAGCAACAAAAUCCACUUCCUGCUGUGACCAGAGCUAACCCUAACCUCACCGCCAACUCCCAACGGGCGGGGGGUGGAUCUGCACGUUCAGGACACAUCCGUCCUCCGGUGGCCAAGAAGCCAACCAUUGCUGUUAAGCCCACUAUGAUGCUGCCCAGUUUAUCUGCUGUACUGGAUUCAGAUGGCAACUUGCAGCAGCAAACAAAUGUAAUAAAACAAGGUAAAACAUCAGCCUUUACUGCCUGGAACCGCAAUGGUCUGAACUGUAAGAGCUCUGGUGGGCCCAACAAUAACAAUGAAGGAGAGGAUGACAGUGAGGAAAUAGAGGGUUAUGGACAACUCAGCCCAAGGACACCCAGUGGAAAUAAUAACAACAGCGGACUGACAGAUGUCCUUAAAGAGAUUGCUGGGUUGGGCCCUGGCUCUAGUCCCACACCUCUGUCCGGUUCCAAAAACCUAUUUUGGGGGCGAAUCAGUAGCUCAUAUCGAAGGUCCCUGGAAAGAGGCCUUCCAGCUUCCAGCUGUCUGGCUAUAGGAAGCAGCAGCAGUGAUUGUGGCGCUCAGAAACGGGUAUCACUUAAUGAAUGUACCAAGAUCAUCAGCUCAGAGGGCGGGCGCUUCUGCUACCCAGAGUUUUCCAGUGAGGAUGAAGAUGAUGAUGAUGAUAAAGAGGAAGAGGAGGCCGAAACUGAGAGGGAUGACGAGGAGCAUGAGAGCUGGGAUGAAAGUGACGAAGAAUUACUUGCGAUGGAAAUCCGUAUGCGAGGCCAGCCACGAUUUGCAAAUUUCCGUGCCGCCACCUUGUCUCCGGUGCCCUUUGCAGCAGGGAAAAAAUGGAAUACCGUGCCUCUUCGCAACCGCUCAUUACAGAGAAUUUGUGCAGUGGACUAUGAUGAUAGCUAUGAUGAAAUCUUGAAUGGAUACCCCUCUAAUGGAAGCCUUCUUCCCUAUGGACCUCGAGAGACACAAAGUAGUGCUUUUCUCUCAAACUCGGAGUCUACAACCUCUCCAGAAUCAUCAUCAUCGCUGCAAGAAGAUAGUCAAACUAUUUCCAGCAGUGAAAGCAGUGUCUUUAAAAAUGGCUUGCAUUCACCCACAUCUCCUAAGGCGCCUGUCCUGUGUACAAUCCCCCCAAACAAGGAGUCUCCCAAGGUGGCUGAGACCCACAAGGCAGUGCUAGCAAUUAGAUUAGAGGAGCAGGAUGGUAGAGAAGGGAUGCCAAUGCCUCAGGCCCUUCCUGGACAACCAGUUACUAUAAGUUUUAGCCCUACAGAGGAGCAGGCUAAACCAUACCGCAUAGUAAAUUUGGAAAAAUCCCUCAUUUGUAAGCCUUACACUGUGGUGGAUGUCUCAGCAUCCAUGGCCAGUAAAGAUGAACAAAAACAAGAUUUGUUGCCACGAACCAAAAACCUGCCAAAACCUUCUUGUCUUACAUCAUUCUGUGGCACUUCUUUGGUCCAGCCCCUCUUUCCGGUGUCUCCCCUUUCCCCAUCUUCUCCUUCAAAGUCAGUAUCACCUUCAUCUAUCGCUCUGUCACAAAGGAAAACCGGCCAAAUACGAUACCAAGAAGUAUGGACCUCUAGCACAAGUCCGCGCCAGAAGAUACCUAGAGUGGAUCCAGGGUUUGGAAGUAAUUCUGGCCAAGGCAUUACUCCUCAGUUUUGCAGUCACAAGUCAGCUCCCACAUCUCCGAUUGCAGGGUUGUCAUCCUCUCGAACUGUACCCGUAAAAUCUCCAAAUUUAUCAGAGAUAAAGUUUAACAGUUUCAAUAACGCCGGCAUGCCUCCUUUUCCUAUUAUUAUCCGAGAUGAACCAGCCUAUGCCCGCAGCUCUAAGAAGGCAGUCAAGGUACCCAUUGUAAUCAAUCCAUGUGCGUAUGACAAUCUCGCAGUGUACAAGAGCUUCUUGGGCCUCCACGGUGAGCAGUCGCAGACAAAAGGGGGUGGCGGUAGGGUUACCAGCCAUACCUACGAAGAGAUUGGUUCUUCCGAAAGUGUCCAGUCCUCCUCGACAGAGAAAACACUUUCUGGGAGAGGGACAUCAGAGCAAGUUUCAUUUGAGGAGAUAAAACUUCCACUUGAAGUAGUGCCAAGUUUGCAGGUUAGAACCACUACAGAUUCAAGUUCUGUAACAAGCACUGUAAUGAGCUCUGCAUCUGGGGCCCUCUCUCCCACUGCAGCAACAUUUUCUUCUGCCAGUCUUGCCAUUACUGCAAAUCUAACUAAAACCAGCUCUGCUGCUAAUGCUGUUACACAGACGUAUAAGAUAAGUGGAGAUGAUGAUAGAGGCUCAACUUCACCUUCUGGGACAGGUGGAAGUCACAGAGAGAAGGCCAGCGCUGUGCUAUCACAGAUUGUAGCAUCUAUCCAGCCUCCUCAAUCUCCUCCAGAGUCCCCCUCAGCACAAACUAAAAGCUUCAACUCUGAGGAGUUAUAUGCCCUCCCUCCUGAUGCCAUGAAGGAGAACUUUACACGACCCAAGUCUCUGUUUUCCACCACUGACGGCUGUCUUUCCAAGCCAAAAAAGGAAAACCCCUCUAAGGUUUUGUCAAAAUCCCAGAGUGUCUCUGCUGCUGUCCCACACGCCAGUUCCCGAUCAGAGCCCAGUGCCCCCUACCCACCACUGAGAUCCACAUCCUCCCCUUAUCAUGCUUCUAACAUACUUCAGAGACAUUUUGCCAACUGGACAAAGAGCUCUGCCUCCAGCUCCCCAGCGCGGCCUGGUGAAGGCGAAUCGAGCCCUGGUGGGGAGGGGAGGCGGAUUUCAGCUGAGACUUCCAAACCUAAAAGGUGGAUCUCCUUUAAGAGCUUUUUUCGCCGGCGGAAAGACGAGGAUGAUCAACGAGAGAAGGCAGAGAAAGACAAGGAGAAGGGCAAGCUGGUCGGGCUAGAUGGAACUGUCAUUCACGUUCUUCCACCGCCGCCUGCCCAGCAUCAGCACUGGUUCACAGAGGCCAAACCUGAGGAUCCCACCCAGAAACCUACCAUUGUUUUUACAUACAAACCAGACACUGGUAGCAGCCCUGGUGAUGGGGAUGGAGAGCUGUGCAUAGAACAGUGCAGAGAAACCGAUCUGCUGACAGAAGAGAGCAGGGACUCUGAACCUUCGAGCCCAGGGCAAACGGCACCGUCAGACAUCGCUGGAGGAGAUUCCCGCAGCAAAGACCUCAGCCAGGUACCAGUCAGCCAUGCCAGGAACCGAGAACUGCCUAAGGUCAUCCCUCUGCCUGCCAGAGUGAAUCUGGGACUGGUGUUUGGGGACCCCCAUGAUGGCCAUGCCAACCAGGCCGACCCCCCAGUCGCUGCCAGCGAGGGCAGUGCCAGCCUCAGAGAGCCGGAGGAAGAUGGAAAUCACUCUCAUCUUUCCCACUCUCCUGCCUCCAGCCGGUGCAGCGCCACCUACAGCAACCUAGGUCAUUCAAGAGCCAAUAUGAUCCCACUGAAACAGCCACGGAACCUCAAAGCCUCCAAUGACACUUUGUCCUCUAUGGACCUUGACGGCUCCAUGGACCAGCCAGCUCCUAAAGCCACACCACCACCGCUGCCCAAGAAAGUUGUCCCACGCUCCAGCACUGAACCCACCCUUGGGGUUAAAGAGCCCACCCAGGGAGCCCUCAAACCCCGGGCAGAGGCUAAACCAGGGGGCACCAACCUAAGUGUGGCCAACCCUCUGUAUGACUUGGACUCCACCUGGGAGACAGCUAGCCAGAGCUCCUCUCUCAGCUCUGAGCCACAUCGAGCCCAUGACCAUGAGAGUGGUGACUCUUUGGAGAGGUCGUCUGCUACUGCAGCCACAAGCAAGGGUUGCCUGACUAACAGCGUGUCCUCCCUCAACCCCCAGCUUGCCGCAGCCGCACCUGUUACUACCUCUGGCAGGGACAAGAGGGUCUUCCUAAGCACAGAGUCACUGGGUGGGAGGGGUUGGACUGCUGGCCAAGGAACCGCUGGCGGAGGUGCCUCCAAACCACACAGACCGGCUCUUUACAGGGGGUUGGACAGCUGGGAUGAGGUGGUGGGGAAGAUCCGGGGACUUCACACAGACACUCUACGGAAGUUGGCGUCCAAAUGUGAGGACCGCUUCAUGGCUGGCCAGAAGGACCACCUGCGAUUUGGCACUGACAGCUGGUCCCACUUCAGGUUGACCACCGGCAAACCGUGCUGCGAGGCAGGGGACGCUGUCUAUUACACUGCCUCUUACGCCAAGGACCUACUGGUCAACUACGCAAUCAAGAUCUGCCGGAGCCAUGUGAAGGAGACACAGCAGCAGUUCUUCCACAGCCUUGCUGUCCGACAAAGCCUGCCAGUGCACUUCAACAUUCAGCAGGACUGUGGACACUUCCUGGCUGAUGUCCCCACCCGACUGCUGCCUUGGGAAGAAGAGGAGGGAGAAGAUGAAGAGGAAAGAAAUGAGAACGAUGAAAGACAGAAAGAGAAAGGAGUUCAGUUGGACACAAAACUACCAGAGUCUGAAGCAUCAAACAGUAAAUCAGGUGAGAUCCCAGCAGCAGGAAACAUGAACACGGCAGGCCACCUGAGGAGCCGAGUGGUGGUCAUCACACGAGAGGUGCCCUUCCAGACGGUGGCAGACUUCGUCAGAGAAGGCGUUGCCCGGCACACUCAUAACCCCGAGCUUUACGAACGCCAGGUGUGCAUCCUGCUGCUGCAGCUGUGCGCCGGCCUGGAGCACAUGAAGCCCUACCAUGUGACCCACUGCGACCUACGGCUGGAGAACCUCCUGAUGGUCCAGUGCCAGCCAGGAAACCCCUGGAACCUGGACAUACUCGAGCCCAACAACAACAGUAGCAGCAACAGCGCAGGGGCGUCAGCUGCCAGCAGUGCUGCCAGCACCACUUGCCCCGCCCGCCUCAUCAUUAGCAACUUUUCUCAAGCCAAACAGAAGAGCAGCCUCAUGGCCGCCAACCCCGGAACGCUGCGUGACCAGUCGAGGCUGGCGCCUGAGAUCAUCACAGCUACGCAGUACCGCAAGUGUGACGAGUUCCAGACGGGGAUUCUCAUCUACGAGAUGUUGCACAGACCCAACCCGUUCGAGGAGACGCCAGACCUAAAGGAGCGAGAGUACACCUGGGCGGACCUGCCGCCCCUCCCCAUCAGGUCACUCUAUUCCCAGGGACUCCAGCAGCUGGCGAGGUUGCUGCUAACCGUCAACCCGUCGGAGCGGAUCCAGAUGUCCGAGGCACGAGCCUGUCUGCAGUGCCUCCUGUGGGGCCCCCGGGAAGACCUGUUUCAGGCGCUUGGGUGCGGUAGUACGGGCCCCAUGUCAGGGGCCACUGCGAGCCAGCGAGAAGCCACCCUACAGAACUGGCUAGACCUGAAACGGACUCUGAUGAUGAUUAAGUUUGCGGAACGCUCGAUGGACACGGCGUGCAGCGUAAGCCUAGAGGACUGGCUCUGCUGCCAGUACCUGGCGUUUGCCACCACAGACAGCCUAAGCCGUGUAGUCCACAUCCUGCAGCAGACGGCCCAGUCCCACAACCAGAAUCAAACUCAAACACAACCAGUGCACACACACAUCCUGACUCAGUCGCAGCAUCUCUGAGCUGCUCUACCCAGUUGUUACUAUAGCAACACCUCCAACUUCCCUCUCUGUACCCUCCUAGCUGCUGGUGAAGUGUGAUGUAAGCUAAUAAUGAGCCGCCGCAGUGCUCACCGAACACUGAGCAGUCUGUUUUCCUCAUCAGGGCACACAGCGAGAGAAAGGGUCUCAUCAAGCAAACGGCAUGAGCUCAUGAUUAGUGCUGCUGAAAUCCCAUGACUGCAAUGUUCUUAAAUCAAUCAAAAACAAGCUGAAGCACAGGAGUUCGCUGUAGUCCCUCUGAUCAGCAGCUUCCUCACCAUCACAGUCCAUGUGCUUCUUAUACUCCUCUCAACCGAGAGUCAACAACUUACCAAACAUGUCAGGAGUUCUCCAGAGGUUUUACCCAUCGGGUUCCUUCAUUAUCUGCAAAGAUGUUAUCAAAUGUUCACAGAAACACAACAGCGAGAAUUAGGUUAAAAGGAAACAUGAGAAUUAUUUAUAAUAUUCAAACAUCGCAUAUUUUUUAACAGUUUGUUCUACAGAAUUUUUCGGGCUAAAACUAAAGAUUAUUUAAAAUUUUAUAAAAAUUAAGAAAUCUGAUUUUGUUGGAAUCUUUGAACUCAAACGGAUGAAGAAAAGAUCAUUCAUUUCCACUGAAGCCAAAGAGUAGACACCAGUUGCCCACUAAAAGAAUAUAUGACAGAAUGUUUAGCUAGAGAUGCAACAGUCGGAAUCUUGUGGGUUUCAGAUCUGGUUUUUGUAAAGCUUUCUACUCCUGAUAAUGAAUUUAGCUGAAUAUAAGAAGUAAUGAGAACAGCACUGAAAAAUUUCUUUCAACCUUCCUGCCUUGAGCACUCCAUAAUUAUUGAUAUUAGAAGUAACGGUGACGUCACACUGUGUGUGUUUCAGAGAGCAGUUGCUGUUUUAUUAAUUAAAAAGAAAUGAUUACAGAGUUGACUUUUUAAACUGGCUUUAGCAUCUGAUAUUGGUGUUUAGCAGGGUUGGUGCAGUUUGCGUUAGAAAAACAGACAGAAGGCAACAUGUGAAUAUCCUGGAGAAAAACACGCUCGCCUUCCAAAAGCCUGACAGCCUGAUUCAUCCAGAUUAAAAGAACAAAAAGUAUGAAACUGCGGAACUUUGCUGUACUAUUUUCAGCCUGUUUGUUGUGUGCUUGAAGUCUUGCUCUCUCUCACACUCUCACAGCCAGAAAGAAACAUAGAUCUGCCUCGACAUGUUGUAGAAAGUAAGUAGCUUACAUCUCUGUGCUUCCUCUGAAUUCAGCUGUUAACACCUCUCUAAAACUGAAAAUAUCCAAGUUCAGUCAGUAAAAUGGCAUUGUUACCGUCCUGAGAGUGACUGACCGACUGUUCAGUCAAGCCAAAACUCAUCUGAUUAUGAUCUCUAGUUUUAACAGGAUUGUUACAUUUCCUCCAAAUGCACAGCAAUGCAGUGCAGGUCAUUAUGUUGCAGAUUAACCCUAACGUUUGUAUCACUCCACAUCUUUUAUCGUUGUUGUUUAAAAAAAAAAAAAAAAAAGUAAAGGUUACUCUGCAGUUGAAUUGAUUUGCUUCACAUACUUUAUGAUCACUGAGAUGAAACGGGGACACACCUGUUCCUGGCUGCAAGUCUGACCCCUCAAUAUUUGUGCAUAGAAUUGUUUUAUUACAAUGUUUAUAAUGUUUUAUUACAAUUUACUCCUCUAUUAGUUUUGUGGCACAUAAACCGUUUUAAUUUCAGUCCUGCAACUUUGGAAAAAAACAAAAACAACAAGUGGAUUUCAUAAUGACCAGCUUUUUCCAUUGUGUGAAAUGUUUCAUGGACUGCAAAAAGCGAUCUUUUAUUUUUUUUGUCUUGUUUUUGUCAAGUUCUUACGGACAUUUCUCAGCUACGGAUGAUAUUUGCACAUUGUGUCAGAGCGGCAGCAUCUCUCUGUCGACACCUGAGGUCAUAAUGAGACAGAGGACUGAGAAAAGUUGUGAAUUGGAAGAUCUGGCUGUGUUUAUUUGGACUGAGUUAUACAUUUGGACUUGGUCUCGCAUCCUCCUACUGAACUGCAUUUUUUCUUUUUUUUUACAUUUAAACAGUAUCGAAAGGUAGGAUAAAAAAGAAACACUCAACCACUAAGGCAUGUUUCCUAUCCUGUAGAUGUAAUCCAUUCAAUCCUGAAGUAAAUCCUGCUCGUCAGUCAGAGAUCUGUGUUAUUGAUCGCAGCCUUUUGGCUUCGAGACGGUGGAAUCAAUGCAGGUACACGAGUCCCCGAUCCGCCAUUCAGAGUUUUAAUUUGAACUAACACAACGAGUAACACCUUUAAGUCAGAUUUAAUACUUUCUUCAUACGUUUACUUGAUUUUCCUCUGGUUUAUUUUACAGUAUAAAAAAACACUGCAACAGAUGUUUUGAUUAGGGUUCAUUGCCUGCAAAUGUAUAGUAGAAACUUAAUGGUCCACAAAAUGAAAAGGAGACAAAGUAGGAGUGAGUGUAAUACUGCAGUAGAGUAUGGUGAGGAAUGUGUGUGGGACAGCACUGGUGGCUGGCCGCCUUUAUAUAGUAAAAAAGAUCAAUUUAACCUUUAUCUAUUUUAAUCUACACACUAUUUUGUUGAGUACAGAGCACCUCUAUUUCUUUUUAGAAUCUAAUAGUCAUUUAUUCAUUGAUGCUUUACUUGACUUUAUUUCUUCUCGCAUGUUCUGGAGGAAGAAUAAAGUGAGUAGUUAUCACUGUCCUACUCAAACAAAUGAUCAGAGAAGAUCUUCGUUUUCACGUGUAUUAACACACAGAACAGUGUAUUUUACUGCUUGUGUGAGUUUGCCUAAUAAGGAGAACAACCACUUUGGCCGAAAGACGUCUUUUAAAACCAGCUUUCAACAAAUCCCGAUGAUGCAUCAGACAUCUUCUUGCUGUCAUCUGUGCCGGUAAAUGCCACUAAGUUUAAAUGAAGAACAGGAGCUCUGUAAAGCUUUCUGUGAUGACGUGUAGAGUAUGCCCUCUGGCUUCAUCGCCAUUAAUUGUUGAACAAGUUAGCCAACUGUAACAGAACAAUAAAUAUAUGUUUUUAUACAUACAAA